This is a messenger RNA of Dioscorea cayenensis subsp. rotundata (Guinea yam), 2002 nucleotides long. Its product is annotated as peptidyl-prolyl cis-trans isomerase CYP59-like. The record is from RefSeq and is a predicted model, not a curated record. Gene Ontology annotation, molecular function: peptidyl-prolyl cis-trans isomerase activity; zinc ion binding; RNA binding. Gene Ontology annotation, biological process: protein peptidyl-prolyl isomerization. Gene Ontology annotation, cellular component: nucleus. NCBI's taxonomy places the organism in Eukaryota, Viridiplantae, Streptophyta, Magnoliopsida, Dioscoreales, Dioscoreaceae.
CCUCGUCUUUGGAACCCUCGCGAGAAGCUCGCAGUGAAACGGAGCAGCGAUGUCGGUGCUGAUCGUGACGAGCUUGGGAGACAUCGUCGUGGAUCUCCACGCCGAUCGAUGCCCUCUCACGUCCAAGAACUUCCUCAAGCUCUGCAAGAUGAAGUACUAUAAUGGAUGUUUGUUUCACAAAGUUGAGAAGGAUUUUUUGGCGCAGACUGGUGAUCGGACGGGGACUGGCACCGGUGGUGAAUCUGUUUACAAAUUUUUGUAUGGUGAUCAGGCUCGCUUCUUUGAUGAUGAAAUCCACCCUGAUUUAAAACAUUCCAAAACUGGUACUGUGGCAAUGGCCAGUGCUGGGGAGAACUACAAUGCUUCUCAGUUCUAUUUCACACUACGGGAUGAUCUUGAUUAUCUUGAUGGAAAACACACUGUAUUUGGGGUGGUUGAAGAAAAAGAAGGCUUGGACACCUUGGCCAAAAUAAAUGAAGCAUAUGCUGAUGAUAAAGGCCGGCCUUUCAAAGAUAUCAGGAUCAAACAUACAUAUGUCCUGGAUGAUCCUUUUGAUGAUCCACCCCAACUUCCUGAAUUUAUUCCAGAGAAGUCUCCAGAGGGCAAGCCACCAGAGGAGAUAGCAGAAGAGCGUUUAGAGGAUGAUUGGGUUCCCUUCGAUGAGACAGUGGGGCCAGGAGAGCUUGAGGAGGUUAUCCGCAAGAAAGAAGCAUUUACUAAUGCAGCUCUUCUUGAAAGUAUUGGAGACAUUCCAGAUGCCGAGAUAAAACCACCAGAGAAUGUCUUAUUUGUUUGUAAACUUAACCCUGUUACACAAGAUGAAGAUCUGCAUACAAUCUUUUCUCGUUUUGGGACGGUAACAUCGGCUGAUAUAAUUCGUGAUUUUAAGACUGGAGACAGCUUAUGCUAUGCUUUCAUUGAAUUUGAAACUAAAGAGGCAUGCGAACGAGCGUAUUUUAAGAUGGACAAUACAUUAAUUGAUGACAGAAGGAUACAUGUGGACUUCAGCCAAAGUGUUGCUAAACUAUGGGGACAAUUUAGACAUGGCACAAGGAAUAAUACCAAUAAAGGUGGCUGUUUCAAGUGUGGUGCUACUGAUCACAUUGCCAGGGAGUGUGGCAAUAGCUCUAAUAACAAGCAACAAGGUCCAAAAUAUGUUCUUAAAGAUGACACACAGCGUGGUGGUGGUGGUGGUGAUAAUAAGAGAUACGAGAUGCUGUUUGAUGAAGAUGAUCUGCAAGGCCAAGAAAAAUCAAAGAAACGGAAGGUGGAUCACCGGGAUGCUGAGCGGUCAAAACAGAGAGACAAUGAGCGUAUAUCAACACGCGGACCUGAUGAUGAUGACGAAAGAAGAGGUGGCAGAGAUCGCUCGGAUAGACACGGACGUGAUGAUGAUCCAAAACAAACUGGCAGAGAGCGGGUGGACAGACCGAGGCGUGAUGAUGAUCAUCCAAGAAGAAGAACUGAAAGAGACUAUGAGAGGAAUCGAGGAACUGAAAGGGCUGAUGCUCAUAACAGGGAUAAGGGAGCUAGAGAAAGGUAUGAAGUUAGAGAGCAACAUAAGCGGCAUGAAAGCAACAGACACAAGGGCAAUGUAGAUCACAGAAGUUCAAGCAGCAGUAGACAUGCUAAGGAGGGAUCGGAUAGCGACAAGCACAGGAAGUACGAGGGUGAUCAAGGGAGAAGGAACACGGAUAGCAAUUUGCAAAGCAGAGGUGAUGAGUUUCACAGAGAAAGACAACACAGGGAUGAUAAAAGAAAAUGAACAAUUUGCGAGCAUCAAGCUUGUAUCUUUCAUAGCAUGUAAUGUAAUGGCCUUCUGUUCGUUAUGCCUGAGAUUUGAAUGACACUUGUAAGUUGUAACUUGGUGUUUAACCAAUGGGUUCAAAUUACUGUGUUUAUCCUUUAUCAAUUGGGAACCAGGGUUGAUAGAAAUUCAUCCAUACAAUAGUUAUGCUCUAAUGCUGAGUGAUGAUCUUUCUGUUUUGUAUUAAAUGUCACA